Messenger RNA from Emys orbicularis (European pond turtle), 759 nucleotides. It is a transcript of the gene KCNIP2, whose product is annotated as potassium voltage-gated channel interacting protein 2. Bases 1 to 759 code for a protein of 252 amino acids. Gene Ontology annotation, biological process: regulation of potassium ion transmembrane transport. The record is from RefSeq and is a predicted model, not a curated record. Gene Ontology annotation, cellular component: voltage-gated potassium channel complex. The transcript has 9 exons. NCBI's taxonomy places the organism in Eukaryota, Metazoa, Chordata, Testudines, Emydidae. Gene Ontology annotation, molecular function: calcium ion binding; potassium channel regulator activity.
AUGCGGAGCCAGGACAGGAAGGAGAGUCUGGCCGAGUCCAGGGACCUGGACGGCUCCUACGACCAGCUGACGGGCAACCCGCCCGGCCAAACCAAAAAAGCCCUGAAGCAGCGACUCCUCAAACUGCUGCCCUGCUGCGGGCCCCAAUCCAUCCCCUCAGUCAGCGAAAACAGCGCGGAGGACGAGUUCGAACUCUCCACCGUCUGCCAUCGCCCCGAGGGGCUGGAGCAGCUGCAGGAACAGACCAAGUUCAGCCGCAAGGAGCUGCAGGUCCUGUACCGGGGCUUCAAGAACGAGUGCCCGACUGGCCUCGUUAACGAAGAGAACUUCAAACAGAUCUACUCCCAGUUCUUCCCGCAGGGAGACUCUGGCACGUACGCCGCUUUCCUCUUCAACGCAUUCGACACCGACCAUGACGGCUCUAUCAGCUUCGAGGACUUCGUGGCCGGUUUGUCCGUGAUUCUCCGAGGCACCACAGACGACCGGCUCAGCUGGGCCUUCAACCUCUAUGACCUGAACAAAGACGGCUGCAUCACCAAAGAGGAAAUGCUGGACAUCAUGAAAUCUAUCUACGACAUGAUGGGCAAAUACACGUAUCCGGCCAUGCGUGAGGAGGCCCCCCGGGAGCACGUGGAGAACUUUUUCCAGAAGAUGGACCGGAAUAAGGACGGGGUGGUCACAAUCGAGGAGUUCAUCGAGUCGUGUCAGAAGGACGAGAACAUCAUGAGAUCCAUGCAGCUCUUCGACAACGUAAUCUAG